AUGUCCUACUACUACGAGCAGCGCAAGCAGCCCUGCCUGCCCCCCGCCAUCUGCCUGCAGAAAUGCGUCAAGUGCCCCGAGCCCUGCGCCACCCAAUGCGUCGAGGUCUGCCAGGAGCCCUGUGCCACCCAAUGUGCCACCAGCUGUGCCCCACAGUGCGUGGACGUCUGUGCCACCCCGUGUGCCACCCAGUGUGCCACCAGCUGCGCCCCGCAGUGCGUGGACGUUUGCGUCCCGCAGUGCGCCGACGUCUGUGCCACCCCGUGUGCCACCCAGUGUGCCACCAGCUGUGCCCCACAGUGUGUGGACGUCUGUGCCACCCCAUGUGCCACCCAAUGUGCCACCAGCUGUGCCCCGCAGUGCGUGGACGUCUGUGCCACCCCCUGUGCCACCCAGUGUGCCACCAGCUGCGCCCCACAGUGCGUGGACGUCUGCGUCCCCCAGUGCCCGGCCCAGUGCCCCGAGCCUUGUGUCACCAAGUGCGUGGAGCAGUGCCAGUCCGAGGUUUGCAGCACCAAGUGCGUGGAGAAGUGCGAGGCCGUGUGCCUGGAGCCCUGCUCCGGGCCCUGCUGA
Messenger RNA from Sturnus vulgaris (Common starling), 573 nucleotides. The record is from RefSeq and is a predicted model, not a curated record. Lineage: Eukaryota; Metazoa; Chordata; Aves; Passeriformes; Sturnidae.